Trypanosoma grayi is the source of this 558-nucleotide messenger RNA. RefSeq lists its product as hypothetical. Bases 1 to 558 code for a protein of 185 amino acids. The transcript has a single exon. NCBI's taxonomy places the organism in Eukaryota, Euglenozoa, Kinetoplastea, Trypanosomatida, Trypanosomatidae. The record is from RefSeq and is a predicted model, not a curated record.
AUGCGCACCAUCGCGUGCAAUACCAUGGCUCGUAAGAGUGCCAUUGGGGAUGUGCUUCCCUUGCUGCCAGGAAGCCGGCAGCACCCUAACCGUUUAUCGGUAUAUUCUGAACCUGGCAAAAACAAAAAAAAAUCCGCGAACCUUCUCGCCAGUGAGAAUUGCUUCGCCCACGCCGAAAGCCCCCCCCGCAACGUGUGCCACCGCGCCGCCCCCAUGCGUCACGCCCGGAUCGGCGAAGCGGGGCGACGCUUUCAGCACAACAGGCCGUCAUUGGUGGGUGGCGCCCCGGAGGCGACCUCCCCAUUGCGCGCUGCCGCCUCUUCGGGGGGGGGGCGUCUUUGUGACGAUUCCUGCUUGUUGGCUGGGCGGGGUGCGCCGCUUAUGGAAAUAAGGUGGCGCCAGCCCGCCGCUUACGGCGGUGGGGCCGAGCAGGCCCCGGGGAGUUUUUUGACAUCGCUCCUGGAAAAAAAUAUGGCGUGCCCCGGUUUCCCCGCCACCUUCCCCACACCACGCGUCACGAUAGUAUGCCUUAGAAAUCUACAGCGGCAAAUUUUUUAA